GUGCGAGAAAGUGUGAUGCGGCGAAGCGCGAUACUUGACAGGAACUCUUGCAACACUGCAGCCUGCCAUCGUUCUCCCUCACACCUUCUCCUAUAUCCACAUCCCUCAUCGAACACAAUGUCGGCAACUACACACCAAAAAACUCCAGCCGCAGCCGUAUCAACCCAGAAGAAGAGAAAACUUGCUCUUGUGAAAUGUGAGAGAUGCCGGCUCGACAAACAAAAGUGUCUUCCCGUUGAGCGAACCUGGCCGGAAAAAUGUGACCGCUGUACUGCAAAAGAUUUUGAAUGUUCUGAGGGUCAACGAGUCCACCGUAAAUCGAAGCACAGCACUAUCACACCUUCCGAUCAACCAGUGGCGACCAAUCUUUCAACUAGUAUACCAAAUUCAUCUUCCAAUGAUUUACUCGAGAAGUUGAGACUGAGAAGAGAUUUGAUGAGCUAUCAAGACAUGUUCAACAUGGCAAUGAGAUGCCUGAAACAACUCAAAACCGAACUUAUCAGCCCGUUUGUCAACACAUAUGACGAUGAUGGAGUCGAUUUUGAGGACAUCUUUUCUAGAACUGCCUGCGGUCGAUUCGAGACAUUUUUAGAUGCCUUGGAAUCAAAAAUCCACAAUAUCACGCUCAACUUGCUCACCACCAACGCUAGCCCGACAAGUGCCCUCUCUGCCACGAUUGUGCAGGAAUUGAUCGGACAAACUACACCGAGAAUCGCCUGGCAAGCCGAGUGCUCCAUAUGCCAUGGUAAAGAGGAUCAGGUCUAUAUUCCGUACUUGAAAGCUACCAACCAUAUUUGUGGUGAAUAUCUGCUGAGACUAGAUCGGCUGGCGCAACACUUCAACGAACGGGAACACUGGAAUGACAUUGAAAAUUUCGAGGAGCUUCUAGAAGACGAGCUAUUCUUGAUUUGGGACUUGAUGAUAAAAAUCAAGUUCAAGAUUAAAACGGACAUGAAGAGUAUAGAUCUCGACAAGAUGAUGCCGGAUAUCUUACAGUCAUUUUGGUGCUUUGUGCCCACUGAUAUGGUUCGUCCAAUGGCAUCCAUUCAUAUGUUUAUAACAGAUUGUUUGGGACGAACGGGGUUACAUCAAUGUUUGGAUACUAUACAAGUACCAAAUGACGAAGACGAGCGGCUUCUGAGCGAUAUGAUCUGGAAGAACGGGGCUCCCGAUGAGGCACUCAUCAACGAAUGGGAUAUACUCGGACGCACCGCUUUACACAUCGCCUGUCACAAUGGAUGGAUUUCGAUUGCUCAAAUUCUGAUCCGGAACCAUGCGGAUAUAAUGCUGAGGACAGUGUGCGGGAGUCUGCCUCUGCAUUACGCAGCUUCAAACGGAUCCGUCGCUAUUUGCGAGAUGUUGCUUAGCUCCCACAGUGUUUUCUCAACCUUGGCGGUUUCAAGACUGGAAGAUGAUAAUGGCGGAGAUCCUUUGUAUUACGCCAUUGUCAAGAAAUCCUGGGAGGUCAUACGGUGUUUUGUGAAACAACAUUAUCCGGUAGCAUUACGGCACGUCUCACUGGCAGUUGUUUCAGACGACAUUGUCCUUUUGCAAAUGCUGCUCAAAGGCUCCUCUGCAAUGUACACGGAACUUCGUGAUCUCCUUAUCGGUGGGCGACUGGUGAAAAACCCUGCAAUGUGGUCACUCAUCAAUUCUCAUUACGGUUAUCAGUACACAGAUGGUCCUGUUUGGCUACCACCCAGCGAAAGUUAUUGA
Molecule: messenger RNA, 1716 nt
Organism: Periconia digitata
Lineage: Eukaryota; Fungi; Ascomycota; Dothideomycetes; Pleosporales; Periconiaceae
Source: the annotation of a GenBank genome assembly